This is a messenger RNA of Symbiodinium sp. CCMP2592, 1101 nucleotides long. The record is from the annotation of a GenBank genome assembly. NCBI's taxonomy places the organism in Eukaryota, Dinophyceae, Suessiales, Symbiodiniaceae.
AUGCCGCAGAAGACAUUGAAGACCAGCUCCCGUGGAGAUUGCCAGCCGAGGCUUGUGAACAUCACGCUGGUCGUGUGGAUCGUGUGGCUCUACCAGCGAAGGUAUGGCACCUUGCCUCGAGAGUUAGACGAGGCCGGAAAGCAGGAGAUUUUUUCACUGCUCCGACAGCAGCUCGAGGAAGAGAAGGGAACUCUGGCAGCAGACUUCCAGCUCAAGGAGGACAUGAGGAAGGAGGCCCUUGAGAUCGCAGACGUGUCCUCACGGCUGCAGGAGCGCCUCUUCCUUACCGCAGAGCCCGGGGCUGCUGGGCCUCUGAAGAAGCUGCAGCAAGUGUUGCGCGACACGCUCCAGCAGGUGAUGCGCGAGAAGUCGUUGAUCGACCUGAGGGAUGCCCAGCUCGAGAGGAGCUUCCAGGAGACACGCCAGGACUUGCGCGACGCGGUCUUUGAAACCCAGGCUCCGCAGCAGCUGGUGGACGAUGUGGUAUUUGGCCCCCUGACUAGCACCGCCAGCGGCCUCUUGGCUGGCCUUGACUUGGCCAUUGCCGCGCAGGCAAUGCUCUUUGCGGUGCUCCUCACGGCCACCAAGCAAGCACUUCCCGGCUUCGACAAGGCGGCAGAGACCCGCGGGGAGCCGAACGAGGAGAGCAAGAGCAGCGAGCGAGGCAGCAAGAGCAAGUCCAAGAAGUCCCAGACGGCCGAGGCGCCCAAGGAGGCGCCCAGCAACCCAAAGGCCAAGGUUGUGCUCCGAUUCUACGGGCGCUGGGACAACGAGGACAGCUGGGUGCUGCUCCAGUCGGUGCCUUUGAAGGGCAUCGCUGGGACUUUGGUCGGGGCAGUGCGCGGCUCUCGUGCCGUGGUUGGCAGCAAAUUGUCCAACCGCAUCCUCACAGCACUGGUCGCACGCUCUGCACGAGGGAUGGUCCAACGGCGAGGAUGGAAACCCAUCGUGGAGAAGACCAUGGAGGAGGUUGGAAGAGACUUCUGCUUGGGCUAUCUCGUGGAGCCCUCCGCAGCCUCCGCGACCCCGCGGAUCUCGGUGCUCUCCAGAGGGAAGCAUGUGGAGGAGGUGCCGAACGCACGCAUCCUGCGGUCGAAAUGA